CUUUGAUUUGGGGAUUUCUCGGACGCGAAAUCUUCCCUGUUUAUGAAUUUACGAAUCAUGGGUAUCGCCGAUUUUGGGUCUCAGUGGCUGACUCUAGUUGCGAAUUCUGCUGUCUCAAUUUUCUUCCACGCAACAGUAAAGUCAAUGGCGUCUUCUUCGGAUUCAUGGAUUAGAGAGUACAAUGAGGCUUUGAAACUCUCUGAGGAUAUUAAUGGCAUGAUGUCAGAAAGGAAUGCGUCAGGGUUAACCGGGCCUGAUGCUCAACGUCGUGCCUCUGCAAUUCGAAGAAAGAUCACCAUUUUGGGGACCCGAUUAGACAGUUUACAAUCUCUUCUUGUGAAAAUUCCUGGGAAGCAGCAUGUUUCGGAGAAAGAGAUGAAUCGUCGCAAGGAUAUGGUUGGGAAUUUGAGAUCAAAAACAAAUCAGGUGGCCUCUGCUUUGAAUAUGUCAAACUUUGCAAACAGAGACAGCUUGCUUGGGCCAGAUAUAAAGCCAGAUGAUGCGAUCAACAGAGUCUCGGGCAUGGACAACCAAGGAAUUGUUGGAUUUCAACGGCAAAUUAUGAGAGAACAAGACGAGGGACUUGAGAAGUUGGAGGAAACAGUUAUGAGUACUAAACACAUUGCUCUCGCUGUCAACGAGGAGCUCACUCUGCAGACAAGGCUAAUUGAUGACUUAGAUUACCAGGUGGAUGUCACUGACUCUCGCUUACGGCGUGUGCAAAAGAGCCUUGCCGUGAUGAACAAGAGCAUGAAAAGUGGUUGCUCAUGCAUGUCGAUGGUCUUGUCUGUGCUUGGAAUCGUUGGUCUUGCUCUUGUGAUUUGGCUGCUGGUUAAGUACCUCUAGUGCCAACAUGGUGGCAACUUGUGAAAGCUUAUCCUGUUCUCUCAGCCUCUCCUCUGUUCUUAAUGGUUGUUUUCUAUUCCUUCUUUCGACAUUUAUGCUCUGGUUUUCUUUUCCUUCCAUUGAUUCUUCGUCUGUGAGGCAAAGAAGAAUACCACUGCGUGUAAGAAACCUUAAGAAGUACAUAAUCUGUAUUACCUUCGUAUUGUCCACGAAUUGUAAAGUAAGUUUGUCUAUAUAUGGUAUGGCUCCUACUUUCAAUUAAGAGAACUA
Arabidopsis lyrata subsp. lyrata is the source of this 1116-nucleotide messenger RNA. Its product is annotated as syntaxin-52. The record is from RefSeq and is a predicted model, not a curated record. Gene Ontology annotation, biological process: vesicle fusion; intracellular protein transport. Bases 43 to 846 code for a protein of 267 amino acids. Gene Ontology annotation, molecular function: SNARE binding; SNAP receptor activity. The transcript has 6 exons. Gene Ontology annotation, cellular component: endomembrane system; SNARE complex; membrane. Lineage: Eukaryota; Viridiplantae; Streptophyta; Magnoliopsida; Brassicales; Brassicaceae.